AUAGUCUUGUUACAGUAAUUGAACAUUUUUUAGUUAGUAAAUAAUUUAUUUCUAAACUAUUUUAUUUUAAUUGAUGAAUAUUUAUGAAAUUUAAAAAUUAUUGAAUAAUCUCUUAAGAUAUUAAUAUGUUACUCAAUAAAUUGAAAUUAAUAUUUUUUUUUAUUCAAACAAUCAACCAAUCGAUUUGUGAUGUCGAUCUAAGUAAUAUCACAUGUAAGGACUUGAAAGAACUUAAAAAGGACUACAAACAUAUUAUGGGAUUAAAGCUUAAGGAUCAUUCCUAUUAUAGGAGUUUGAAAAUGGAUAAAAUGGUUUGUCCAGUACCUUGGAGUCGUCUAGUAAGUCAUAAAGAAGUUCCUUAUGAAAAUAUAGAUAUAAUAGACAGAUCUUUGUCGGAUAUGGUUGAUCAAUGCUUAAAUUAUGAACAUUGUGCUCUGGGUUAUGCAAUCAUUUUGAACGUUGUGGAAAGUAUGGGAAUUACAUACAUUUAUCGGUUUUGCGAGUUUGCAAGAGAAAUGAAUAAAAAAGGUGCUACAAUAUCAAAUCAAUUAAAACAAUUUAGUGGAAAUCUUACUAAACUUAUAUCGAUUUUUAAUAGAGAUUGGAUUUCUUCCGAUUCGUAUGAAUGUAUUUUAGAUGUUUACAAAAACCACAAAUCUGAGGAAUACAAUUUUAAUGAAGAAAACGAAAAUUAUAGAAAUGAUUUAUUAGGCUGUAUGCAUUUAAUGAAAGAUAAAGUGCACUUUGUUAAUGAACCUCGUGUCGAAUCGAUGAAUAAUAUGUCUAUAAAUAAAUUACGAAUUACACAGAGAUAUGAUAAUAACAUUAUUUCAAUGCUGAUAAAUUUGGAUAGUUAUUAUCCUUUUUUGAAAAAUAUAACUGGAGAUAUAUAUCAAAGCUCUUGCACUUUUUGCGAGAAUAAAAAAUUAAGUGGUCAGGUCGAUAAUAUUCAUUUUUUUAUUCCGUGUGGACAUGGCUGGUGCUGUGAAACGUGUUCUGAGAAAAUAAAAACGUGCCAUGUAUGUUAUGAAACGAUUACACGUACCCAAGAACUAAAUAUAAUUACACCUGCGUCAAUAAUUGAAACAGCUUAUAGGUAUUUAAUGCCAAGAUGUGUUUUUGAUCAACGAGAAGCACGUUGUAUAAGCUGUUUCAAACAAAUAAAAGAUGUGCAACCUUCAAAAAAAUACAUAAAGAUACCAUGUGGUCAUGGUUGGUACUGCAAUAAUUGCAUUUCACAAAACGGAUGUUUAGCAUGUAACGAGACGAUUAUUGAUGUAAUGUGUGUAAAUUUGUAAAUAAAUGUAAACAUAAUAUAUAUGAUUUAUAUAAGUAUAUUUGAAAUCUGUUAAAGUUUUAUUUUUUUUUAGUAAUAUUAUUUUGAUUCAAUUAUAACUAUUUUUGUUCUUUA
This is a messenger RNA of Daktulosphaira vitifoliae (grape phylloxera), 1411 nucleotides long. RefSeq lists its product as uncharacterized. The record is from RefSeq and is a predicted model, not a curated record. The transcript is spliced from 3 exons. NCBI's taxonomy places the organism in Eukaryota, Metazoa, Arthropoda, Insecta, Hemiptera, Phylloxeridae. Bases 126 to 1298 code for a protein of 390 amino acids.